Homalodisca vitripennis (glassy-winged sharpshooter) is the source of this 462-nucleotide messenger RNA. RefSeq lists its product as uncharacterized. The coding region runs from base 1 to 462 and encodes 153 amino acids. The transcript has 3 exons. Lineage: Eukaryota; Metazoa; Arthropoda; Insecta; Hemiptera; Cicadellidae. The record is from RefSeq and is a predicted model, not a curated record.
AUGAUCCGGUUUAUUCAGGCCAAUCUGCAGAGAUAUCACGCUGCGGACGCAUUCCUUGAAGAGCUGGCCUUAAUGGAGUCACAGAUUGUCGACUUGACAACAGAUUCGUCGUCAGGAUCACAAAACGCAACGAUAUUAAGACAGCUACUCACGCAGCCACAGCAUAUGAAAACUGAACAAGAUCGUCAGCAGCAGCAACAGCAGCAGCAGCAACAACAGCAACAGCAACAACAACCACAGCAACAACAACCACAGCAACAGCAACAACAACCACAGCAACAGCAACAACAACCACAGCAACAGCAACAGUCUACAUCUGGCAAUGAUUCAACCUUGCUAGGGCUUGCACAACUCAGCAGGGGUAGCACUAAAGAACCAUCAGACAGUCUGUCACUAGACUCCUCGUCAGCAGUAAAGUCCGGCGUAAAGAAGUUCCUGUACCAGUCCAUGAAAGAACAUUGA